Molecule: messenger RNA, 3229 nt
Organism: Dermatophagoides farinae (American house dust mite)
Lineage: Eukaryota; Metazoa; Arthropoda; Arachnida; Sarcoptiformes; Pyroglyphidae
Source: RefSeq, a predicted model, not a curated record
AUGUGGCUGCCUAAAAAUCUAUUUGUAAUGAUGAAUAAUGAUAAUGAUGAUAAUUAUAAUAAUGAUCUUCCAUCAAUGGAUGUGAUUCAAUGUUUACAUGAACAACAACAACAACAACAACAACAAAUACACAGACGACAAUUACAAUCAUCAACAUCAUCAUCAAUAUCGAUAUCGAUAAGCCAAUUUCCUAAUGAUUAUAAUAAAACCAUCAAUAAUAAUAAUAAAAAUAAUAAUUUACCAUUACUUGCCGGCACAUUACGUACAUAUCAAGUAUCGGCAUGUGACAAUGAAGAAUUACAUCUAGAAUGUGAUUCACGUACUGUAGUCAAUAUUGUUGUUGCCAAUUAUGGACAGCCAGUGCCACAACGACAUAUGUGUUAUAGACGAUCAUCGCCAUCAAUAACAACAACAACAACAACAAUGGAACAAUGGCCAUUAGAUCACAUUUCGGAAAAAUCAACAAUAUCCAACGAUGCAUCAUCAUCAUCAUCAUUGUCAUCUUCUUCGCCGGUUCGAUGUUCAGAAGCCAAACAUUUAUGGUAUAAAUUUUUGCUCAAAAUUGAAGAAACAUGUCGUGAGCAGCAUCGAUGCGUUUUACAGGUAAAUGCAACCAAUUUAGGUUUCAAAUAUGAUCCAUGUGGUAACGUGAUUAAAUUCGCAGAAGUUGUUUACAGAUGUCGACCAAAUCAAUUCAUCAAUAAGAUUGCUUGUGAAGGACGAUCCUUGAAGUUACAAUGUAAUGAAAACAAUGAUCAAGAUGAUAGAAUUGUAAUAUUUUCAGCAAUGUUUGGUGCUAGUUGGAAAGGUGUUCACGAAUGUCCGGGUAGUGCUAUCAAUCAGCUAGGACCAGCUGCUACUACAAAUAGAUUUCCAAAUCAAACAAAUAUCGAAACAUUAUGUCAGGAUCGAUAUGCUCCGGAUAUUGUUCAACGAAUAUGUCAAGGACGUCGUAAUUGUACAAUAAUGGCCACUUAUGAUAAUAAUCACAUCACAACAUUGUCGUCAUCAUCAUCAUCAUCAUUCUCGAAUCGAACAUUUGCCUUGCCAACCUGUCCAAUAUUGGUGAAAUAUUAUCUCAAAAUUGUCUAUACUUGUAUAUCGAAACAUAUGUUCCAUAAUGAUCAUCGUAUCGAAUCAAUAACAACAUCGACGUCAACACCAACGUCAAUAUCAUCAUCGACAACGACGACGACGACGACAACAACGACUAUGACAACAAUGACAACAACAACAAAAACAGUGAGGCCGAUUAUUUCAUCUACGAAUAUGAUUGAUGAUGAUGACAACAAUGAAAGUAUCAAUGAUAAUGAUGAUUACGAUGAUGGCGGUGAUGGUCGCCAACAACAACAACAAACGUUUGCAUCGAAUAAAAAGAAAAUGAAAUAUAAAACAAACACUUUGGAUAUGACUAUCAAUUAUGGUGGUGAUGAUGAUGAUAAUUUACCAUCAGUUUCGCCGGUCAGCAACAAAAAUAGGACAUUAUCUUCGAACACAAGAUUGAUGAUGGAUUCGGCAUCUGUAAUGAAAACGGUUAAAUCUUCUUGGCGUACACGAUUACCACAUCAUAAUUCUGGCAGUUCAUCUCGUGAUAGUGUUAGUCAGGUGUUGAUGGAUAAUCCGAAUCAACAACAUCAUCAUUCAUCUAUUAAUUGUACCGAAUUGACUGCACAAAUGCAAGUGGUUGGAUUUAUAUCUGAUUGGAUAUCAGCCAUUGGUUUUGUUAAAAGAAAUCAAGAGUUAUUUGUAUUAUACCUGCUGGUCUCAUUAUUUGGAUCUUUGGUCUGUUUUUUGGCUGUACUAUCUGCACGAUUAUACUAUCAGAAAGGUGUGGCCGUUAAAAAAGUUCGCCAAGAACAUCAACAACAAAGAAAAUUUGUGCCUCAAUUUGACUUUGAAGAUGAUCUUGAAGAUGAGGAAGAAGAGGAAGAUGAUGACAAUGGUGGUGGUGGUGGUGACCGAAAUCAACAAACCGCUGUAUCAGGUGAUCAUGAAGAAAUACAACAUAUACUGAUUGAUAACCGACGACCAUCAUCAAUGCAAGCAGCAUCGGUUGGUCGCUGUGAUUAUGGCCAAUCGAAACGUCAAUCAAUGACAGGUGUGAUUGGUAGUGCCACCACUUCCAUUAUCACUACUACUUCCUCUAGUGUUGCAUCAACUUCAGCUCCUGGUUACAGUACCAUUCGGCGACCACAAUCAGGUCAUAUAGCAGCAUCAGGUGGUCAAUCAUCAACCAUAGCUGGUUAUAGUCAUCAUCAUCCUUCGUAUCAUCUUCAUCAUCAUCAUCAAACGACCAGUACGAAACCAAUGAUUUCGACACUUGGUAGACCUAGACAUCAUCAUCAUCACCAUAAGCCAUCUAAUCCAACUGUUCGUUAUUCGGGUACGACCACGCGAACAUCAUUAUCAGUAUCGCCUAAUACAACAACAGCCACCAGUACCACAUCGCCUAAAAGUAUCCUACGUGAUAGCGCUGUGCAGACACCCACACCGAUGUCGAUGAUGGUAAUGGAAAUGCCAUCUUCAUCCUCACGACCACCGAUCACCACAGCAACUACCGUUAUUUCUAGCCCGAAUUAUCGUGGCACAACGAUAUCAUUCGAGAAUGAUCAACUAAAUCAAAUCUCAACCAUCGAUCUAAUACCACCGCCUCCACCACCACUUUUGUCGGCUGAAUUAAUGGCCACUGGAUCGAAUUUGGUACAAUCAACAUCAUCUCCAAUGGGGAGGAUCGAUAGUCCAAUCGUAUCCUGUGAUACAUUGUAUCAGCAAAUAGUUAGAUGUCCAAAAUUUCCAAUCACACCUAAUCAUAAUAACACAAUUGAGCCUUAUGGCAUGCCUAUAACAACCACUUCGGAUAUGAGUGGAAAACAACAAUCUUCACCAUCACAUCCAACUAUGUCAACUGUCACGACGACGCCCAUUAUUCAUAGUCAACAAACAUCAUUAUCGUCGAAUGAGCAAACCGCUCCUGCCACAUCAGAAUCUAAGCUAUUGUCAAGUAGUUUAGCCAAUUUUCUUGUUUGAUUGUUUCAUUUAAAUUUCCUUCCCACCUUAUUGUUCAUGAGGAAUUUCAUUUCAUUUUACUUUGAUCAUUUCCGUUCUUAUUUUUCUUUAUCAACAACUACCUUUGUCAUUAUCUAUGGAUAAUUUUUUUUUUUUUUUUGAUAACAAUGUAAAGCCAAGUAUUAUCAUAGUCAUGAGGUGCCAUCUAUGAUCAUCACAUUAC